AAUUCCUUUCUUUUGAACUGCAACCUCUCCGACCAUUUGAUUCGAAACCAUCUCACAUUUCCCGACCCAUGUUGAACAAAUGGUUUCUCUCCCAGAAUGUUGUUUUAGGUCUCAACACAACAAAAACAACAACCUCAAAAUUCAACAACCCUCUUUUCAACCAACACUUCUCGUUCCUAAUUUCACUCACAAGAUUCUGCACCACAACAUCUCAAUCUGAAUCAGUCACACAUCCAUUCGCUGCAUCUUAUCUCAUCAACAAUUUUGGGUUCUCACAUGAAUCUGCUCUCAAAGCUUUCAACCUCAAGCAAGUUCGUUUCAAUACCGCAGAUAAACCUGAUUCAGUCAUCACCUUCUUUCAAAAUCAUGGCUUUUCACACGACAACAUACGCAUCAUGAUCAGAAGAGCACCAUGGUUACUUUCAUCACAACCCCACAAAAGGUUUUUGCCAAAGUUUCAAUUUUUUCUAUCCAAUGCUGCUUCUUCCUCUGAUAUUGUUCCAUUGUUAACUACAAACCCUAGAAUUUUACGAAGUAGCUUGGACUUGGAGAAACAAAUAAUCCCUCUUUUUGAAUUAUUAAGUAGGUUCUUGAAAACCAACAAGGAUAUCAUUCUUUGCUUAAUUCGAUAUUGGACUGCAUUUGCUACUAAUCCCUAUCACCUUAUUGUGUCUAAUAUCAAUUUGAUGUCUGAUUUUGGAGUUUCUGAUAAUGUUAUUGGUAGUUUGCUUCAGUCAAGGCCGUCUAUAUUUGGUUCAAAGGAUUUGAUUAAGUCAUUGGAGGAAGUUAAGGAUUUAGGGUUUCAUCCUUCAAUGACUAAUUUUGGGACUGCUUUGAUGGCCAAGAAAUGUAUGAGUAAAAAACUUUGGGAUGAGAAAAUUGAUACCUUUAAGAAAUGGGGUUGGUCUGAUGAGGCUAUUAUUCGAGCAUUUAGAUGUCGUCCUGAAUUGUUGUUGGCUUCAAUUGAUAAGAUUAAUUUGGUGAUGAGUUUCUGGGUCAACCAAUUGGGUUGGAAUUCCUUGGCACUUACUAAAAGGCCACAUAUUUUUAGUUACAGUUUGGAUAAAACGAUCACUCCAAGGGCCUCAGUUUUGCAAUUUCUUUUAAUGAAAGGUUUGCGAGAAAAGAAUGCAAGCUUAGUUGCACCAUUUGGUUAUUCUGGGAAAAUGUUCUUGAGCAAGUUUGUUUUCAGCUUUAAGGAGGAGUCUGAUUAUCUAUUAAAGUUAUAUGAGGAAAAAGUGAAACUUGCAUACACAAAAGAGAACAAUGGCAUGCCAAUGCCAUCUACCGAAUGUGUAACUUGUUAAUCAUCUUUUGGAAUUCAACCUUAGAUUGCUCCUUCCUCGUUUUGAAGUAUUUAUUAUGCCUAGGACAAGAUAGUGGUUAGUUUAGUUGUCUUGUUUCGUUUGCUAACUUGGACUACUAUUUGUUUAUCUUAUCAUCAGUUUUAGUUACUUUGGUGCAUAGGUCUUACAUCUAGUACAUUUUAGUUACAAUUUCUUUAUGUCUAGGGGUAACCUUGGCGCAAUUGGUAAAGUUGUUGUCAUGUGACUGAAAGGUUACAGGUCCAGGUACUGGAAACAGCCUCUUGUGUAGAAAAACAGGGUAAGACUGCGUGCAAUAACCAAAAAAUGGUCGGACCCCUUCCGGGACCCUGCGUAUGCGGGAGCUUUAGUGCACCAAGUUGCCCUUUAUAUGUGGAAGAUGGUUUUUCAUUUGGCCAGGGAAUGUUUUUCUCAUGGUGUUAGUUAUUCUUCCUUGUGUAUUUAAUCCAAGGAUCCAUGGUAUAUAUACAAAUUAUAUAUGCAGGCUCACAUGUUUUCAUGAUUAAAGCUUUCAGCCUUAGACUGGAGAAGAUUAUGGACUAAGGUGCUGGAUUGAUUGAUUUUGUCCCCCAACUAUUAUUAGUUCAUUGAAAUGAUUGAUGAUGGGCGCCAUUGAGAAGACUGCUGUGGUUGUUUCGACUUAAACUUGGACAUUGUGCUUUCCAUGUUCCCUCUAUUUGUAAAAAUCUAUAUUAUCAUUACAAACUAUAUUCAUCUAUAGAUUCAGAGUUGGGAAAAUUCCUUCCUCAACACUUCAUUGCCUAGUUAA
Messenger RNA from Medicago truncatula (barrel medic), 2094 nucleotides. RefSeq lists its product as uncharacterized. Bases 69 to 1307 code for a protein of 412 amino acids. Gene Ontology annotation, biological process: regulation of DNA-templated transcription. The transcript is spliced from 2 exons. Gene Ontology annotation, molecular function: double-stranded DNA binding. The record is from RefSeq and is a predicted model, not a curated record. NCBI's taxonomy places the organism in Eukaryota, Viridiplantae, Streptophyta, Magnoliopsida, Fabales, Fabaceae.